UCGGAGUCAGCCGGCCGAAGAGGAGCUGGAGGGAGCACCGAGAACCGAAGCGAACUUGCCAGACGAGUUUCUGCCGAGGCCCGACGAGGAGACACGAGCACAGCGGACACGUCGUCGUACUUACGUCGAAUGGACACGACAGUCAGACGCAACGUAGACGAGAUUGAACGUUUCGUGGACUUGGUUCAAGCUAACUGUGUUAGGCUUUAGCGUUGUUGGUAGUGAACGUUGAUCGUGCUUACGCAAGAACGUAUAUUUAUAUACCUGCGUCCUCUAUAUCUGUGUAAGAAGCAAAUCGUGUAAUCGAGAAUAUCUUGACGUUGAUAUUUGGAUCGGAUUCGAGGAAUAUUUCUUGCGUCCAUACAUCCUAGUUUCUCUGAUCGGUAAAAGAAGAAUUAACGAAAGAAAAAAGAAAAAGGAAAUACGAUAAAGAAAGGACGAAUCUACGGUCGAAGAGGAGAGAGAAGGAAGAAGUUGUAGCACCUGCCGCAGUCGGUCUCUGGCGGCGCCACUCACGUGUUGCAUGCGUGCCGGGCUAUCCAUCAUGGUCGCGGACGCGAACCGGCUCUGAUUGGUCGAACAGAGCUCACGUGGUAUGGUAAUUGAGCCCCGGUGGGCGGGAAGGAGCAAAAGGGGCCGCGGUGGAGCCGCUUCGCGGAGGAUCUCAAAAGUGGCGGUAGGAGAGGAGAGGAUAAGCCGCUGUCCAUCGGGAGUCCGGUGCUGCUCUUCGCGGCCUCGCUCUUUUCGCUUUUUUCUUAUCUACCUCUAUCUCUUUUUCUCUUUCUCUUUUUCCAUCUUCUUUCUUCCCUUCUCACCGUUCCUCAAAACCCUCUCCCCUUCCCUUCACCUUUUUCCAAUCGUGGAAAGGGACAUAGACAUCUCUCUCUCGCUCUCUCUCUCUCUCUCUCUCUCUCUCUCUGUUAUUCCUUAUCUCUCUUUCUUUCUCCUCCUGCUCUUUCUUUUUUCUUUUUUUCAAGGCAGACAAGUAAGGAGAAUGUAUCGCGGUGAAGUGGUCAAUGUGCAGUCGUGAAAAUGUGCUCCACGUUUGAAUGAAACGUUCUUAACGAAACUGAGUUGAGUGUUAGAAGAGACAGGACUAGUUUACUCUGUGAAUAUGUGCAUGGGAAUGCAGAUGUCCUCGUAAAAGAGAUAACGUGUUGCUGUGAGAAAACAUAAUGACGUUGUCGCUAAGACGCUCGGUAUAAGGAACUCGUACGUUGAUUGUGAACCCUGUUAAAGGGGAUAGAAGCUGUUUGAGAAGAAGAGAGAGAGAAAGAGAAAAAGAGGAAGAGAGAACAAGAGGAAGAGUGAGAAAGAGAAAUUGAGAAGGAGAGAAAAUGAGCUCCUUCCUGAUGAAUCCAUCCGCCGGCGGUGGCUAUCAUCACCAUCAUCAGCACCAACAGCCGGCGGGUAGUCAUCAUCUAGCUGCUAGUUCGGUCAUGGUCGAUCCGAAGUUUCCACCGAGCGAAGAAUACAGUCAGAGUAACUACAUACCUUCUACGGGUGCUGACUUCUUCUCUGGCAGUACUGCAAGCCAUCAUCUCAAUCAUCCCCAGUCCCAUCAACUUCAAUAUGGCUAUCACCAGCACCAUCAUCAAGCUGCUACGACUCCGUACGGAGCCUCAUCGGCUGUACAACUGAACGGUGGCUAUGCCGGUUACGGAGGAUAUUAUGGACCACAUCAUCCGCAUCACCAGGUUCAUGCUGUCCACCAUGCAAGUUUGCAUCCUCAUCAUCACGCUGUUGGUGCCCUAGCGAUGCCACCGGAAGCACAGCAACCACCUCACACGUGUCCAUCUUCGAUGCAAGCACCGCAACAGCAACAACAACAACCACCGGUCACAGCCUCUACCGUUCUCGGAUCAACUCCUUUGUCACCGUCCAUUAUGCAAAAUCACGUGCAACAGCAAGAAGCUAUUCAACAACAUCAACAUCAACAACAAAAUCAGCAACAACCUCACGAUGGUAGCGUCUGCAGUCCAGCAGGCUCCGGCUCGUUGCAUCGCGACAACUCACCCGAUCUUCAACAACAAUCCACCCAACAAACUCAGCAUAUACAAACUGCACAGCAACAACAACAAUCGCAGCAUCAGCAACAACAGCAGCAUCACGUAGACGAUGGAUCUGAUCAAGACGAUGUCGAGGACGAUCAAAUGAUGGACGGAUCACCUGGUAUGAUGGAGGAAGAAGAGGAUGACGAAGAAAAUGGAGAUCGUGUCAUCUAUCCAUGGAUGAAAAAGAUUCACGUUGCUGGCGUAGCGAAUGGUUCUUAUCAACCUGGAAUGGAGCCAAAGAGGCAGAGGACCGCAUACACGCGACACCAGAUCCUGGAGCUCGAAAAGGAGUUCCAUUACAAUCGUUAUCUCACGAGAAGGCGGCGGAUUGAGAUAGCCCAUACAUUGGUACUGUCAGAGAGACAGAUUAAAAUUUGGUUUCAGAAUCGACGAAUGAAAUGGAAGAAGGACAACAAGCUACCGAAUACUAAGAACGUUCGCAGGAAGAAUGCAAAUGGUCAGGUUGCAGCAUCGACGACAGCAACGAAAACAACGAAGGGUACUAGCAACAGAACGAAAAGUGUCUCUGCUGCUGCUGCUGCGGCUGCCGCCGCCGCUGCUUCAGCAAAUGGGAACAACAAUAAUGGACAAAGAAAGAACAACAACAAUUCACCUUCCAGUGGUUUAGAUGGUAACAAUUUGGAGACUGGAGUAGGCCUCGAUAUGGGUGACGUUCACGGUGUCAACUCGUCUCUUCCUCAUCCGAACGUGGUACAUCCCAGCUUUCAAGGUCACCCUCAUCCUCUCGCCCACCUACAAGCACAGCUGAGUCACCAUCACGUGGCGGCUGGAAUGAUGGACGGUCCAACAACGAUCGGGCCAACGAUCGGCCCUACGAUCGGUCCUACGAUCGGUCCUACUGCUGGACCAAUGGGACAUAUGUCUUCCGGGAGCAUCAGUCCACUUGCACCGGCCACCAGUCCUCCUGGACUCUCACAAGUAUCGACCUCUGUUGUCCCACCGCCACCGAUAAAGUCCGAUUAUGGACUUACCGCCCUGUAACACCCGCUUAUUGAACAGAAUCACGAUCAUCGAAUUUACUCUAUUAGUGAUUUCGACUACGAUCUCGCGGUUGGGACCUGAAGUCGAUUACUUAUAUUCGAUUUUUAAAUACUUCGCUUUUUUCCACAUUAUCUGAUUUAUCGUUGUCUUCUUCCAUUUUGGUUCCUUUUCUUUCUCCUUUGUUUAUUUUUUUUUCUUUCUUUCUUUUUUCAGUCACUCGCAAAGAGAACAGAAAUUCCUAAAUUCACAAAAGUAAGCAACGCCAGAUGGAGCUCGUCUUUUUUGUAAAUAUUAUUUCGAGUUGUAAAUCAUUUGUUGAUUUAUUAUUAUCGUUCUACGAAGUAUCAAAAAAAUAUUUGGUGGAUAAUUAAUGUGUGUCAAGUGGAAGAAAUCAGUUGUUAUCGAUUCAUUUGGACCCUCGAGAUGUAAUUCUUCGACGGUAAGGUACCUAUUAUUUUGGAUUAUAAUUUUGAAACUUAGUUCUCAAUGAACUGGUCAACAUGAAAAAUAUCGCAAAAAUGAUAUUUCGAAAUAGCUUAAACAUUUUAUUGUUUCUCUUCAACGUGCCAUCGCGCUUGUAGUCAACUACUACUUACUUACUUAGCUUCUUGUCUCAUUCUGCGGUAUCCAGAAGUACGUGUUCGUAAUCAUUUCCAUAAAGACAUCGCAAAAGCGACAUUACGUAUGUAAAUGUACAUAUAUAUAGCCGACAUAUUUGUACAUAUUCGUGUAAAGAAUAAAUAUAAUAUCAAGUGCGUGACGCAGCGAUCUAUGUUUCACAUAUUCUUCUUCUUAUUAUUAAUUAUUAUAUGAUUGUAUGGUUUUAGAGUAAUAAAUCGUGUUAAGUCGUCAAAUGAAAGAAAGAAAAUUGCGAAUUGAUUGUUAUUAUUAUAGAGACGUUUGCUUCAGCUCGUAUUAGAUAAUAACCGGUUCUUAUCUUCACAACCAUAACGAGAAUUACGGCUUCCGACACCGAAAUUACGCGAAUCUGUGUUUAUUAAAUGGUCAUUUGAAAUAAAAAAAAAUAAAAUAAAAAUAUAAAAAAAAUGAAAAAUUAUAUAAAGAAAACAAAAAAACUCAAACAAAAAAAUAAAAGAUAUUAAACUGAAGCAACGACGACUAUUCACCAGUAUUUAACCUUAAAUAUGUUUAAACUUAAUACCUAACUUUUAGUAACGUCGACUCUCAAAGUUGAACCUAGAUUCGAUCGGUCAAUACAUCAUCGUUGUCGUCGUUGUCAGCAAAACCGUGAAAACCGUGCCGAUCGCGAGUUCCAUGAAUACUCAUACAAAGCGAUAUACCGUAUCGAUCCAAUGUCAUACGAAUUUAAAACUUCCGGCCGAGUUAUCUUCCUUCGAUAAUAAUCGCGUGUCUUACGUUCGAGCAGCUCUUUGUCCUUGCCGUUAAAAGUUUCAAUAGAAAAGAAAAGACGAACAAAAUAAAAAAAGAAAAAAGUAAAAAAAACAAAAAAAAAUAGUAUUCCUCGAGAUUCAUGGAUCAUCUCUCGUUCUGUAGAAAUAAAAAAAUCAGUUGUAAAUAUUAUCUCGAAUAUAAUAUAUAAUAUUAGGUUGUUAAAAGUUUCUUUCGUUUUUAAACACUAACAGAUAAAGUAAUUGCGUGCAGAUAGCGAAAAAACUUGGGACAACCUAAUAUAAUGUCUAUUUUUAUUGAAAAUACGCGCGAGGGAUUCGACCAAAACGAUUAGGACGCGAUUGUGUGUUCGACGAAACCGGGAAAACUGAUCGGGAAGAAAACUGUAUUAUUAUUAUUAUUAUUAUUAUAUUUUUUUAAUUAUUAUUACGAUUACGAUUACGAUUAUGAUUAUGACUAUUAUUAUUAUUAUUAUAUGAGUAGUAAUCAAACGAUUCAUGCACAGAGUUGCUGUGACGAUAUACCAAAACGAUACUAACUAAUAAAUAGUUGAUAAACAAAGUAGAUCGUACAUGUAUUAAGACACAUUAAUUCUAAACAAUGAAAAAAGUACAUAGUAUAUAUAUACAGAUAUAUAUAUAUAUAUAUAUAUAUAUAUAUAUAUAUAUAUAUAUGAUACGAGACGUUUAGUAUAAUCGGCGUUGAUAAGCGAUAGAUGUAUGAAAAACGUUCUAAUAAGUGUGACAUUAUACUUCUUAUUAUAUGAUGUAUAUACCUUGUACGAUAAGAAUUUAAUCGGGCACACACUCCAAUGCUUAUGUUUAUAUUGAUUAUUGAGUCAAUCAAUUACGAUCGUGAAAUAAAUGAAUAAAUAAAUGUUUCGUAAUUUACAAUAUAAUCCCGUGUUUUCGCCAGACCUAAAAAAGAAAAGAAAAAUGAAAACAGAAAAAAAGAUUAAUCGAAAAAUAAAAGCUAUCUUUUUUAUCAUUGAAAUUAUACGAUACCAUGCCAUUAUAUUUUUAACUAUUUGCGGAAGAAGGUGGACGAAACUUUACUUUCCACGUAUUUCAAAAUUUGCAAGUGAAAUGAAUUUUAAUUUUUCAUAAAGUUAAACUUCAGGAUCGACGAUACGAUAGUUUUCACACUUCUAAAUUACGGAUAGCACGUAUCGUAAAAGUGAAAUCAAUAGAUUAUACAGAAGUUAUGACGAUACUUUCUAUUCGUCACAAUUUAUGCAAAAAUAUGUGCACUUAUUUGCGACACUAUCGCAGGUACGUUGCAAAGUGAUAACUGCAUAAUUCUGUCUAUCUGACUAGAAGAAAAACACAUAACAAUCAUUUCCACAUAAAUUCAACGCUACUUAAAGAACACAAUUUCCAUGAUUUGCAAUCAUAAUAAUAAAAAUGAUUUAUUAGAUUCCAUCGAUGAAUAUUUUUCUCAUUCGCUAUUGUACUAAUCCUGUUUCUAAUGAUGGUAAUUAAUCGCAAUAUAAUUCUCAUAGUUGUCAGCAAAAUGAAACAUCAUAAGUAUG
This is a messenger RNA of Vespula vulgaris, 5958 nucleotides long. RefSeq names its product homeotic protein deformed-like (gene Dfd). Gene Ontology annotation, biological process: anterior/posterior pattern specification; regulation of transcription by RNA polymerase II. Lineage: Eukaryota; Metazoa; Arthropoda; Insecta; Hymenoptera; Vespidae. The transcript is spliced from 2 exons. Gene Ontology annotation, molecular function: RNA polymerase II cis-regulatory region sequence-specific DNA binding; DNA-binding transcription factor activity, RNA polymerase II-specific. Gene Ontology annotation, cellular component: nucleus. The record is from RefSeq and is a predicted model, not a curated record. The coding region runs from base 1338 to 3056 and encodes 572 amino acids.